Messenger RNA from Danaus chrysippus (African queen), 1197 nucleotides. The record is from the annotation of a GenBank genome assembly. Lineage: Eukaryota; Metazoa; Arthropoda; Insecta; Lepidoptera; Nymphalidae.
AUGGUUGGACAACAUGAUGAGAACCUACUGCCGGAGAUGUUACCUGUGUAUUAUACCAGAUUAUUUCCUCAGAAUAUAUUUUGUAGAUGGCUUGCUUGUGGCAGUAGCCCACAGCCUCUCUCUAACAGGGAGUUAUCAUUUACACUAGCUGAUGAUAUAUACUUACGGUAUCUUUCUAUUAACAAUCAAAAGGAAUUCCAAACACUAUUACAAAAGAAGUGCCCUCAUAAAUUAGACAUAGGUGCUGUCUAUAACACAAAGCCAUCCAUCGGGCGACAUGAUGCAGUUGUGCUUUCUAGGGAACUUGUAUUUGAUAUAGAUCUUACAGAUUAUGAUGAAGUACGAACUUGUUGUCAGGAGGCCAAAGUUUGUAAUAAAUGCUGGAAAUUUAUGGUUGUAGCAUGUGAAAUUAUUAAUGCUGCUCUCAAAGAUGAUUUUGGUUUCCAGAAUAUUCUUUGGGUUUUCUCUGGGAGAAGAGGUUGUCAUUGUUGGGUAUCAGACUAUGAAGCGAGAACACUAGAUAGUCCUGGUCGAGCUGCCGUUGCUGAUUACCUUUGCCUUAUUUUUGGAGGGGAAAAUAAAAAUAAGAAAGUACAUCUUGGAAGUGAUAACUUGCACUCAAGUAUAAAGAGGUCUCUCAAUAUAAUUGAUAGAUAUUUCCUUGAAAUACUAGAAGACCAAGACUUUUUGUCAACUUCGGAAGGCACCAAAAAAUUUCUAAAAAUUAUACCAGAUGACACCUUACGUAAACAAGUUGAAGAAAGCUUCGGUAGAGGAUCUUCUACUGUUGAUAAAUGGGAAUGUUUCAUACAAACUUACUAUCAGUACUGUAAAGAGAAUAUUAACGCUAUCAGAAAAAUGAAAUAUCUAGUCGAAGAAAUUAAAAUACAAUAUUGUUAUCCGAGAUUAGAUGUUAAUGUUACAAAGGGAUUUAACCAUUUACUAAAAUCUCCAUUUAGUAUACAUCCUAAGACUGGCAAAGUAUCUAUAGUAUUCAAGCCAGAAAAUGCCCGGAGCAUGAAAUUAGAAGAUAUACCAACCAUUUACAGUCUUCUAGAUGAUAACUCUCCUGAUAAAAUUCAACAUCAAAAUAAUAUGAGAACAGCUGUUAAAAAUUUUCAAGAAGUGGUUUUCUCACUGGAGAAAACUGAAGCAAUGAGAAGAAGAAAUGAUGCUAGUAAGUAUAUUAUUUUAUGA